This is a messenger RNA of Anarrhichthys ocellatus (wolf-eel), 1701 nucleotides long. RefSeq names its product argininosuccinate synthase 1 (gene ass1). The transcript has 14 exons. Gene Ontology annotation, biological process: urea cycle; L-arginine biosynthetic process. The coding region runs from base 171 to 1409 and encodes 412 amino acids. Gene Ontology annotation, cellular component: cytoplasm. Gene Ontology annotation, molecular function: argininosuccinate synthase activity; ATP binding. Lineage: Eukaryota; Metazoa; Chordata; Actinopteri; Perciformes; Anarhichadidae. The record is from RefSeq and is a predicted model, not a curated record.
UGAAUGGAUGAUGCAAUACGAGUUUGACCAGUCAGACCGAAGUGGCCGAAGCACGCGCUGCUCUCCAGUCCUCGCCGACGAACCAACGCCGACACCGUCUCUGCAUAACGCUCUCUUACCUCACACGAAUCACUCUCUCCUUCUCCACCUGUUGGACUCAAGCCCUCAUCAUGUCUAAAGGUACGGUGGUUCUGGCCUACAGCGGUGGACUGGACACAUCCUGUAUUCUGGUCUGGCUGAAGGAACAGGGCUACGACGUCAUCACGUACUUGGCCAACAUUGGGCAAGAUGAAGAUUUUGAAUCUGCCCGGAAAAAGGCAGAACAUCUCGGCGCAAAGAAGGUUUUCAUUGAAGACCUGCGUUCAGAGUUUGUGGAGGACUUCAUCUGGCCCGCAGUUCAGGCCAAUGCCGUCUACGAGGACCGAUACCUGCUGGGCACCGCCGUAGCUCGGCCCUGCAUCGGCCGCCGGCAGGUCGAGAUUGCACGCAGGGAGGGUGCCCAGUUCGUCUCCCAUGGUGCCACAGGAAAGGGCAAUGACCAGAUCCGUUUUGAGCUCACGUGCUACGCCCUCUACCCUGAAGUUCAGAUCAUUGCACCGUGGAGGAUCCCUGAUUUCUACAACCGCUUCCGGGGGAGAACAGACCUGAUGGAAUAUGCACAGAAACAUGGCAUCCCUGUACCCGUCACUCCUCAGGCCCCCUGGAGCAUGGACGCCAACCUCAUGCAUAUAAGUUAUGAGUCUGGCAUCCUGGAGAAUCCCAAGAGCCAUGCUCCGGCUGACCUGUACCUGAUGACCAAGAACCCGGAAGAUUCUCCCAACACCCCCGAUGUACUGGAGAUGGAGUUCAAAAACGGACUGCCUGUAAAGGUCACCAAUGUGAAGGAAGGCAAAUCCAAGGACUCACCUCUGGAUAUCUUCUCAUACCUCAAUGAGAUUGGUGGAAAGCACAGUGUGGGCCGGAUUGACAUCGUAGAGAACCGUUUCAUUGGCAUGAAGUCCCGAGGGAUAUAUGAAACGCCAGGAGGCACAAUUCUGUUGAAUGCCCAUUUGGACAUUGAGACCUUUACCAUGGACAAAGAAGUGCGUCGGAUCAAACAGGGACUGAGUAUCAAGUUCGCCGAACUCGUCUACAACGGUUUCUGGUACAGUCCGGAGUGCGAUUUUGUGCGUCACUGCAUAGCCAAGUCCCAGGAGAAUGUGGAGGGCAAAGUACAGCUGUCUGUCUUCAAGGGUCAAGUCUACAUCCUUGGACGAGAGUCACCCAAGUCCCUGUACAACAAGGAGUUGGUCAGCAUGGACAUACAGGGAGACUACGACCCAUGUGAUGCCACUGGAUUCAUCAGGAUUAAUGCUGUCAGGUUAAGGGAACACCAUCGUUUGCAGGGUUUCUCCAGCAGCAAGAAGUAACCGUCGCAGUCCUGUGAAUCGUCUUUCUUGCCUCCUCUCUCCGCCGUGUCUUAAGCAGAAGCAGUAUUGGACUUUGUACCUCUAUUGUCUACUGUUUGUUGUAUUCAGGUUAUUUAGCACACUUUUCUUAGGUAGUGAGUAGUAGAGGGAGACGAAUCUAUCUUAAAAUGUGGGUGAGCAUUAUAAAAGUAUGCAUUUCAUAGUAUUUUCUCAUUCUUGCUGUCAUUUGUUUAGCGCACAAGUAUUUAAAGUAGGAAUUCUUUGUGUCAGAAAUAAAAUGAAGUGAAUUGUC